This is a messenger RNA of Microdochium trichocladiopsis, 1407 nucleotides long. Its product is annotated as FAD dependent oxidoreductase. Gene Ontology annotation, cellular component: cytoplasm. The coding region runs from base 1 to 1407 and encodes 468 amino acids. The record is from RefSeq and is a predicted model, not a curated record. The transcript is spliced from 3 exons. NCBI's taxonomy places the organism in Eukaryota, Fungi, Ascomycota, Sordariomycetes, Xylariales, Microdochiaceae. Gene Ontology annotation, molecular function: oxidoreductase activity.
AUGCAGCACUCACUCCCCGUUCCCGGGUCCACCCUGUCGCACUGGCAUCAAACGACGCGAUCUUGGCCACACCUGAACGCCAACCAAGACAGUCCCGUCCCAUCUUCCACCAGAUACUUGAUUGUUGGUGCCGGUAUCUCAGGCGCUCUCACGGCCUGGGAGCUUGUCAAUCAUGGUGUUGACGGCAAAGACAUUCUCAUUGUCGAGGCGAGAGAAGCAGUAUCUGGCGCCACGGGUAGGAAUGCUGGCCACAUCCGUCCUGACGCAUUUCGAGGCUUUCUUGGCCUGGCGGCCGCCCACGGCUCGGAACAAGCGCGAAAGGUACUCGAAGAUGAGAAAGCUGUGCUAGCCAAAGCCAAGGAAUUCGUCGAGUCCAAUAAUAUCGACUGCAACUUCCGGUACACUACCACUCUGGAGGUCUGCCUCGAGUCCGAAUACGCUGUUGAAUUGGCCGAGUCCCUCGAGGCAUUUCGCGCUGCGGGUGGCGACACAUCCCAUGUCAGACUCCACGAAGGCAGUGCGGCCCAGGACAAAAGCAGAAUGUCGCAUGCCGUUUGCGCUUACGAGUGGCCUGCCGCGUCGAAUCAUCCGGUCAAGUUGACCCAGUGGAUACUUGAAGAUGCUAUCGGCCGCGGCGUCAAGUUGUGGACUCAUUGCCCCGCCGUCGAUAUUCAAAGACAUGAAGGCCAAGCUUCUGGGCUGAAGAGAUGGGACGUGCAUACGCCUAGGGGCGUCGUCAGUGCAGACACCAUUGUGCACUGCACCAACGCUUACGCAGCCCAUCUGCUUCCCGGGCUGGUGCAACUGAUCAGGCCGCGGAGAGCUCAGGGCCACUCGUAUGUCCCGCCGGCAUCCCUGGCGGGGGAUAAAGUCCUCCAGAGCACAAUGUCGCUGCGGUAUGGCGCGAAGCAUUACUUCUCCGUCAAUCAACUGACAGAUGGCACCAUGAUAUUUGGCGGCCAGGCGACUCGGGACGACAAGGACAGGGACAUGCCAGAAUACACGCAGAGCCGAUUCACAUUCGACGACGCGACUCACAACCCAUACAUGAUGAAGAACAGCGUGAAGGAGUUCUCUACCCUGGCCAACGGCGGCCUCGAGAAUGAGUGCAACGUUGCCGAAACGAAAUCACCAAUGCGCCCUGGAGAGGGCCUCACGCACGUCUGGACUGGCCUCGUGGCUGAAACGCCGGACCAUCUCCCUUACAUAGGCCCAAUCGAGGGGCUGGAUGGACAGUGGAUUGCUGCUGGAUAUAAUGGACACGGAAUGGCUCGUGUCUUCACAUGUAUACCUGGGCUUGUCAAGCUCAUCAUGGGCAGCACCUGGAGUGAGACGGGACUUCCAGAAUGUUACGCCUUCGGGGCGGAUAGAAUGAGGCGUUUAGCGGAGGUCAAUGUUCAGAGUUGA